Molecule: messenger RNA, 653 nt
Organism: Rubroshorea leprosula
Lineage: Eukaryota; Viridiplantae; Streptophyta; Magnoliopsida; Malvales; Dipterocarpaceae
Source: the annotation of a GenBank genome assembly
AUAGUAUUUAAUAAAUUAAUAUUAAUAUGCUAAAUAAAAUAAACAUAAUGAGAGCGGAAUAGGUUCAAAGCAAGGGAUGUGGUGGCAAAGGGUGAUAGUGGAUCCAGACAACGGCAACAGCACAAAAGAUAAUGGCAGAGGAACAACAGGCAGAUUAGACAAAUUGAUCCAACUGGCACAGUCAUUUGCACAAGUUGUAGUCUCGAGUGGUAUACAAAAAGAUGGGAGCAUUGUGUGUAAAAGGCCUUUAGGCGAGAAGGAGAAGGAGAAGUUGAUGGAUAAUGGUGAUAUGGUAAUAAACAUGAUGUUUGAUACAAAGGAUAAGGUGGGUUUUGAUGUUAGGCAUGAUGGACCAGGAAGGUUGGCAGAAGAUGGAAAGCUAUAAAUGAGGGGGGAACUAAUUAAAGUUUUCCCAUUAAAGGAAGAGGUUUAGUGGCUUGAAAGGAGUAUGGUGGCUGUGGUGAAGUCUUUAAUGUCCAUAACAGCUAUUUAAGAACGAAUGGAUGUGGAUGGAGGGUUGCUCAUUUUUUCACCAUUAGGAGGAAGACAAUUUUUAUUAACUGAUCAUGUAUAGGGUUAUCUAUCUGAUUAUAUGUAGCAAAAUAUGGAGCUGUUUGAUCUGUGGUUUGAAUUAAUAUAGCCAUGGGCAGUAG